Molecule: messenger RNA, 5552 nt
Organism: Pseudoliparis swirei
Lineage: Eukaryota; Metazoa; Chordata; Actinopteri; Perciformes; Liparidae
Gene: stard13a
Product: StAR-related lipid transfer (START) domain containing 13a
Exons: 14
Coding region: 628-3789 (1053 amino acids)
Biological process (GO): regulation of Rho protein signal transduction; actin cytoskeleton organization; signal transduction
Molecular function (GO): GTPase activator activity; lipid binding; protein binding
Source: RefSeq, a predicted model, not a curated record
CUGGCCUGCCGCCCGGAGGUUUGAGCUGACAUGUGAAGUGAGCAUCCACCAGCCUGUGACCACGAUGCAAACACCAGCUGAAAUGAGACAUUUGAUGGGCAGCAGGAGCUCUAGCGAUGACAAAGCAGACGUGGCGUCGGUGUCAUCGACCAGCUUCUCGUAGGAGCAAAGAGGAAGAAAGGAUGAGGAGAAGCAAAGGGGACGCAUGGAUGAAGGAGAGGGUCCGAGAAGCCGAGGGGUGCGGAGAGUAAACAGAAAUGCACUCAAGUGUAAACAAAAUGGAUUAAAAAAAGGCAACGUACUAAAACAAGAGCGAGAAGAAGAAAGAGUCCAGGGCAGCAUUGGGCAGGGAGGGAUGUAAAAAUAGAGAGAUUUUUUUUGUUUUUGUAUGUGGAUCAUAACAAAGCAGAAAGUGCAAGAGGGAGAAGAGGCUGAGGAGCAAAUUAGAGGGAAGAGAAACCCUGCAUGGGGCAGGCAGGCUGGAAGAGGGAGGCGAGAGUCGUACACACAAGAGAGGAGGAAGGUACGGAGACGCUGCCACUUGAUGGAAAGCUGGAUAGCGGAGAGGUGGACGUGUCGUGGGAAGAAGAGGAGAGAGAUCAAUAGAAGCAUGUCAUCACUUGCACCAUGAGGGCUUCAAAGAUUGAGGCGAAGGAGGCUUGUGAUUGGCUUCGAGCAGCAGGAUUUCCACAGUACGCCCAGCUCUAUGCAGAUUCCCAGUUUCCAGUUGACAUUUCCUCUGUGAAAAGGGACCACGACUUUUUGGAUCGGGAUCUGGUAGAGCCUCUAUGUCGACGUCUAAAUACUUUGAACAAGUGUGCCUCCAUGAAACUGGAUGUCAGCCACCCCAAGAAGAAAGUAAGACAACCUCUUCCAACUGGUGAUGACUCUGAUGAAGAUGACCCGUUGGCUCUCAGUAAAAGGUGGACGUUCGAGUGGAGCAGCAGACGCUGGUCGCGCCUGCAAGACUUCCUGUUGGACAGCACCGCCGAAAGCAGCCCGACGGGUCCGGGGGAGGUUCUGCUGCACGGCACGGUGAGCAUCGAGAGCGUGCUGUCGGACCUGAGCGAGCAGGAGAUCACGGAGAUCUCCUCGUUGCACAGCGAGGACUCCGCCUCCGCCAUACCUGACUCGAUAUCGAUGGCGUCUCUCUCGGCCUCCUUCCACCCCCAUCGGGAUCUUCUGCACUACAACUCCCUGCCGAUGAAGAGCGUUCGUCACGGGCAAGGAGGGCGGAGCAAAGCCAAAGAUUUUUUGCGCCGCAUGGAAUUAAUGCGCACCUGGGGGCCGUCGUCGAAGCGGAAAGGCUCAAACCGCCGGGCGCCUCUGGUCAUCGGCGAGCCGGUGUUACAGGGCGAGGAGCCUCACGCGCUCCAGGUGCUCCAGUGUACUCCCAUCAGCCAACUGGAACACAACCACCAACCCGACGGGGACACCUCCCCCGCGUCGCUUACCGACGACCGUAAAGACCGGUCCGCGCGGAGUCCCGUCGGCGAGGCGGUGGCGCCCGGCGCGAAGGAGCCCGCCUGUGCAAAACAACGCAGCGCCAGCAAGAGAAGCAGCGUGUAUCUGGAGGACGCGGAGCUGCUUUCUCAAGGGAAGAGGCCUGAAGGACACGGCCCGUUUGGCAGAAACCAGUUUCACUCGUAUGAAAACCUCCUGGUUCACAUCCCCAAAGACCAUAAGCCGGGCACCUUUCCGAAGGCUCUGUCCAUAGAGAGCCUGGUGCCUUCCCCUGGUGAUGGAACAUUUGGCCUCCAGACACAGGGCCAAAGAUCUCCCCCCAAUAAUGGCCCGGGUGAGCCCUGGUCGAGCAAACCUCUGUCGAAGCCCCGCUGUCCCGGAGCUCCACGUGGCAGCAGGGUGAGUGUUUACGACAAUGUCCCGGGCUCCCACCUUUACGCCAGCACAGGAGACCUGAUGGACUUGGAGAAAGAGGACAAUCUGUUCCCUCACCUCGACGACAUCAUCCAGCACGUCAGCGGCUUGCAGCAAAUAGUGGACCACUGGAGCCGCAGCGUGCUGCCGGAGGAUGAGACGGGGGAGGGCAGGACCACCCCCAGUGAAGGCGAGAGAGCUGGGGUCUUCUUGAUUGACACCGAUUCGACAGGAACCAAUCGGGAGAGGCGGGACUCUGGAGUCGGGGCCUCGCUGACAAGACCACGUCUCCGAUGGCCCAGCUUCAGAAUCUCUGAUCAUCUGAAGCAGCCGGCAUCUUCGCUGCAGAUCAGCAGCCAAUCAGCGGGCCAGCUCAGCCUGCUGCAGAAGUUCUCUUUGCUCCGCCUCACCGCCAUCAUGGAGAAAUACUCAAUGUCUAAUAAACACGGCUGGACAUGGUCUGUGCCCAAGUUUAUGAAGCGCAUGAAGGUGCCAGACUACAAAGAGAAGAGUGUGUUUGGUGUUCCCCUCAUCAUCCAUGUCCAGCGCUGUGGUUUUCCGCUCCCACUGUGUUUACAACAGGCCCACAGCCACCUCAGAACACACUGUCUGGACCAGGUGGGAUUGUUCCGCAAAUCUGGCGUGAAGUCCCGUAUUCAGGCUCUGAGGCAGCAGUGUGAGUUGUCCCCCGACUCCGUGAGCUACGAGGACCAGUCGGCUUACGACGUGGCCGACAUGGUGAAACAGUUCUUCCGAGACUUGCCGGAGCCGCUGCUAACAAGCAAGCUGGGGGAAACCUUCCUGCAUAUUUACCAGUAUGUCCCAAAGGAGCAGAGGCUGCAGGCCGUCAGAGCGGCCAUCUUGCUGAUGCCGGAUGAGAACAGGGAGGUCCUGCAGGCAUUGCUCUACUUCCUGCGUGACGUGACUCUGCUGGUGGAGGAGAACCAGAUGACGCCGAUGAAUCUGGCCGUUUGUCUGGGGCCUUCACUCUUCCACCUCAGCAUCCUGAAGAACGAGUCGCUCUCACCAAGGUCAAUCCAGAAGAAGUACACGACGGGACGUCCCGAUCAGAAAGACCUGAAUGAGAACCUGGCGGCCACCCAGGGUCUGUGUCACAUGAUCACCGAGUGCCAGUGUCUCUUUCAGAUCACAGAGGAGAUGGUGACCCAGUCACGCAACUCCUACAUGGAGGCUGAGCUGAUGGUGCCCCCGCUGGACGAGCUGUGCAAGGCUCACGAAGAGGAAGUGGAUGAGGACGAGGAAGAGGAGGAUGAGGAGGGAUCCUAUCACGCGCACCUAGAAAGGCUGGUCCAGAACCUGCUGGAAGAGGCCAAAGAUAAGAGCAGAGGCUGGGUGUCUCGCUCGACAACCGACCACACAGAACUGGCAUUCAAAAAGGUGGGAGAUGGAAACCCUCUGAGGCGAUGGCGAGUGUGUGUGGAGGUGUCGGCGACUCCAGACGAGGUGCUGCAGCGGCUGCUGAGAGAGCGCCCCCUGUGGCAGACGGAUCUACAGCAGGAGAAGGUUCUGGAGACGCUGGAUAAACAGACCGACGUGUACCAGUACUCCUACUACAACAUGGAACCGCACCCCAGCUGUGACUAUGUGGUACUCAGAUCGUGGCGUACAGACCUAAGUAAAGGCUCCUGUGCGCUGGUGUGCGUGUCCAUAGAACACGACGACAGCCCCAGCACGGGAGCAGUGAGGGGGGUGGUGCUGGAGUCACAGUACCUCCUGGAGCCCUGUGGGACCGGGAGGACCAGACUCACACACAUCUCCAGAGUGGACCUCAGGGGAAGAUCUCCAGAGUGGUACAACAAAGCAUUCGGUUACCUGUGUGUUAAUGAAGCUCAGAGGAUCCGAUCCUCUUUUCAGUCGUCGGAUCAGACGAGCCCCGAGGCCAAGAGCUGAACCCCAGACAUCAAGCUUCAUCUGGGGCCCCACAGCCACAGCAGCGGGGCCUGAGAGGCCCAGAGGGGAAUCAUCCAGGCGGCGGACUUUAGUACCUUCCUCCACUGCUGAGCCACAAGCAGCCGUACUGUAGCGUACUGAACUGAGUUACCGUCAUUCACAGAAAAAAGGGAGUUUUUUGCCAUGUAUUCCAUCAAUUCUGCAUAACAACAUAUCGCCACUUAUUUAUACCAUAAAUAUUGAAUUGUCUACCAUUCAUUGUUUCCCCCACCGAGGAGACGUCGGUUUCCAAUUCCAAAUGUGAAACGGCUAAUUCGAUUUUAUUUGAAUAGAUAUUGAUGCUUCAUAUAAUAAUCUCAUAACCAUGUCGAUUUUUUUGGAGGAGUUGUGGAGACAGAGCGUAUUUUUCAGUAUUUGCUCUGGAUUAUUCUUCUAAAUCCUCUAUCUUGCAAACAAGGAAACAUCCAGCACCAGACGGUGUGAUCCUGAGAUGAUUUCCAUCUCUUAACACCUUCAUUUGAUAAAGCUGGUACUGAUGAUAUAGCAUGUAAAAAUAACAUAAUAAUAAUAAUAAUAAAGGACACAAGUAAAGUAGAAUACCCAUAUUUGUAUUGGUAAAUUACUUUUAGAAAUCUAUUUUAUCGCCAUCUCUUAAAAUCUCUUUAAAAUUUCACAUGGCCUGCCAGUGGAAUACAAACGACUAAUUUGAUUAAAACUGUUCUUAACUAUUUUUCUUCAAUUGUUUUAUUGACAAUACCUGAAAAACCAGGACACAUACACUGCAGAUCUGCUUUUUUCCACCAUCAAACAACAAUGACAUGAAAUAAACAACAGCAAAUGACAUCACCCAACCAAAGCAUUGCCAUUCAUUGUGAGGACAUUCAGUCCUCAAAUGACUCUUAAUCCUGCUUUUAAUAAUCUUGCAUGUUCAUAAAAUAAUCUAAUUUGAUCUCUUUCUCUAUAUUUUAUUAACUUGUCCAUUUAUAAACUAAUGCUCCUAGAAAGCUGUGACAAAAUUAUUUUGGGUAUACACAUUUAUAAAAGGCACUUGAUUAUGAUGGAGCCUUCCCCAGAUGAAGAUGCAUAAAUCCCACCAAAAAUAUCCCUGUUAUUUGGAAUGACCAGGACCAGUACAGUGUGGCUCUGUGUCAGUGUUGCAUUGUGAGACGUGCACUAUAUAUGCAUAUAUAUAUAUAGCUCAAGCACACGAGGGAUCUGGAUCCCACAAAGGGCAAAAACAUUCAUCAGGUCCAUACAUGUGCUGAUAUGGAAACAUUGUGUUGGAUAUCACUGUUGAUUUACUUGUCACUAUUCUCAGUGUUAAUCUUAUCUAAAUCUUAUUUUAAAGUUAUCAUUGUCAUUAUAUAUACAUGUAUACUGUAUCACCUUUUGUUGUUGUUGCUGUCAUGUUAUAUACAAUGUCUAAGACAUGUGACCAUUUCACUGCUUCCGGGAAGCAUGUUUGAAAUUGUGUGUGUGUGUGUGUGUGUGUGUGUGUGUGUGUGUGUGUGUGUGUGUGUGUGUGUGUGUGUGUGUGUGUGUGUGUGUGUGUGUGUGUGUGGAUGCGCCCGUGUAUCUGCACUUUAGAUACACGAACCGCCUUUAUUGUAAAUAUAGAUAUGCCGCUUUUUCUGUGCCAGCAGAUCAACCAUCGUAGCUUUUCCGGGUCUUCCUAUCAUAUUGAUAUGUUGAAAUGUGAACUUUCCAGAAUUCUCCAUCCUACUAAAGCAUUCGCGGAAUAAAACUUGCUCUGCCGUGGCACU